CUGAGCGGGUCACGUGACGGACCGUCGCCCAGGUUGUGGCGAAAGCAUCCUGGUGAUAGCAGUUAGCUUACCGCUAAUCAUUUACAUUUGUCAACAUUUUUUUUAUGUAUUGGGCGAAUAUUAACGAGGCUCUAGCCAGGACAAAGAGGAUAAGAAACAACCGAAACGGCCUUUUUUUCUGACAUGGUUGAAUAGCGGAUAUCCGAACAGGCUCGUGAUCACUGCUAACUAAAUAUUAACUUUGACGAGGACUAGCAAAAAUUUGUUAGCCAGCUGCUAGUUUGUCAAAUUGCUACUAUCAAUCCAGCUAGCCCAGGAAAUGUAUCUUGUUAUCGUAGCAAUUGUGCUAACUAACUAGCAUCGUGUGUAUUUACGCAUCCGCGUUAACGCUAUUAUUACUCGAGGGUAGCUAAAUUGUGAAAAAUGACAACUGUUAAGCAGCCUAUGCUAACGUCACCCACGUCAACUUCCUCUUAACUAAGAUGAACACAGUAUCUCAAAACCAGUAACGUUACUGGCUGCCUUUCUCGGUGCUAAGGUUAAUAUUAAAAUAAAGCGGACAGCAGCUGGUUAACAGCUGUAACCUGCAUUUCUACGAGACUGCGAUUUCUGAUCGACAGCGGCCAAUAACAUGAGAUAAAUAAUGCGAAACUCUAAGAUGUCAAGCGAAUGGGGAUCAACGUUGAAGCAGCGGUAUUGUGUAGGACACACAGCUGUGCGCGCAUCUCGGUAAUCCCCGAAUACCUCUUAUACUGCAGACACAAUAGUUGCUUUACAUUGCUCAGCGUGUAAGUGUAAAUUGAAUAUCGCACAAUCGAGGAAGAAUCUGACCACCAAGUUCAAUUGGCAGCAGUCUACAUAGGCGAGAGUGUUUUCUUUCUUUUUUAAAUUAUGUCCGGGGACACAUCCGAUAGUAGUGAUGACUCCGAUGCAAAAACAAAUGAAAUGGCCUGUACCGUCAAGCAUCAGAUCACCAAUGCUAACCUCACAGGUCACACUGAGAGGGUCGGUAUGGAGAACUUUGAGCUGCUUAAAGUCUUGGGCACCGGAGCUUAUGGUAAGGUGUUUUUGGUCCGGAAGAAUACGGGUCACGAUGUGGGCCAGCUUUAUGCUAUGAAGGUGUUAAAGAAAGCAGCUAUUGUUCAAAAAGCAAAGACGACCGAACACACUCGCACCGAGAGGCAGGUGCUGGAGCACAUUCGCCAGUCCCCCUUCCUGGUCACGCUUCACUACGCCUUUCAGACGCAGAGCAAGCUGCAUCUCAUCCUGGACUAUGUGAGCGGCGGAGAGAUGUUCACCCACCUGUACCAGCGGGAUCACUUCCCCGAGGACGCGGUGCGGAUCUAUAUUGGGGAAAUAAUCCUGGCCCUGGAGCACCUGCACAAGCUGGGGAUUGUGUACAGAGACAUCAAAUUGGAAAACAUUCUUCUGGACAGUGAAGGCCAUGUGGUAUUGACCGAUUUCGGGCUGAGCAAGGAGUUUUUGGAGGAAGAGAAGGAAAGGACCUACUCUUUCUGUGGCACCAUCGAGUACAUGGCACCUGAGAUCAUCCGGGGGAAAUCGGGGCACGGCAAGUCGGUAGAUUGGUGGAGUCUUGGCAUCCUGAUGUUUGAGCUUCUGACAGGCGCUUCUCCUUUUACCCUGGAGGGCGAGAGAAACUCCCAGAGCGAGGUGUCAAAACGUAUUCUUCGGUGUGAUCCCCCGUUUCCCUCUAUGAUCGAACCCACUGCUCAGGACCUGCUGAGGAAGUUGCUGGUGAAAGAUCCUCACCGGCGGCUGGGCUCCGGACCACGAGGGUCCGAAGACAUCAAAGCACACGCCUUCUUCAAGGGGCUGAACUGGGCCGACCUGGCACAGAGGAAGGUGCAGAGUCCUUUCAGGCCCGAGCUGAAGAGCGAACUCGAUGUCGGGAACUUUGCUGAGGAAUUCACCGGGAUGGAUCCCGUGUACUCUCCGGCAAGCACACCGCCGAGCACCGACCGCCUGUUCCAGGGUUACUCCUUUGUUGCCCCUUCCAUCCUGUUCAACAAGAAUGCGGUCAUGGGAGACUUUGUUAAAUCCCACAAUGAUCGUCCGGCUUCAGCCUCGGUGCAACGCAGUGCAAUACUAGAGGAGUCCCAGUUCUUUCAGCACUAUGAGCUGUGCCUUCAUGGGCCACCCCUGGGUGAGGGUAGCUUCUCAGUGUGCAGAAAAUGCCGACAUAAGCAAACUGGCAACGAGUUUGCCGUCAAGAUCGUCAGCCGAAGAAUGGAGGCCAACACCCAGAGGGAGGUUGCUGCUUUGCGGCAAUGUGAAACUCACCCAAACAUCGUCAAGCUGCAUGAAGUGUACACUGAUCAGUACCACACAUAUCUAGUGAUGGAGCUUCUGCGAGGUGGGGAGUUGCUGGAAAGGAUUAAGAGGAAGAAACUCUUUGGAGAGGCGGAGGCCAGUCAGCUGUUACAGAGCCUGGUCUCGGCGGUCAGCUUCAUGCAUGAGGCCGGAGUCGUGCACCGAGACCUCAAACCAGAAAAUGUGCUGUUUGCAGAUGAGGCGGAGGACUCCAUGCUGAAAGUAAUAGAUUUUGGAUUUGCCCGCCUGUGCCCAGCAGGCAGCGCCCCCCUGCAGACUCCCUGCUUCACGCUGCAGUACGCUGCACCUGAACUUUUUGAGAGUGCAGGCUACGACAAAGCCUGCGACCUCUGGAGUCUUGGGGUCAUCUUGUACACCAUGCUGUCAGGCCAGGUGCCAUUUCAGAGUGAGCAGCGGGGGAUGACCUCAUCGUACGCCGCUGACAUCAUGCAGAAGAUUAAAGAGGGUGAUUUCUCAUUGGAUGGGGAGGCAUGGAAGGGCGUAUCGGAGAACGCCAAAGAGCUUGUUAAAGGCCUACUGACCGUGGACCCAGAGACCCGUCUCAAACUGUCGGAUCUGAAAGAGAACAGCUGGCUGCAGGGCGCAGCGUCCAUGUCCACCACUCCUCUGUGCACUCCAGAUGUGCUAGAGUCUAGCGGGCCUACUGUUCGGACCUAUGUCAAUGCCACCUACAAGGCUUUCAACCUCGGUAAGAGAGAAGGUUUCUUCCUGAAGAGUGUCGACAAUGCUCCGCUUGCAAAACGCAGAAAGCUGAAGAUGACGAGCACGGGCGUCGAGACCCGCUGGAGCUCAUCCUCUUCAUCGUCCUCCUCCUCCACGUCCUCCUCUGCUUCUGCAACCACAUCCAAGACUCAGCCAAAACAAACUGGGACCCCGAAGAAAAGCGGGACCCCGAAGGAAACGAGCUAGCCGAAAUGGCGCGGAGAGAACGGAAGGGAAAUAAAGAGGUAUAUGCUUAUACGUUAACGCAGUCUCCUCUGGGGGGGUCACCCAGUUCCCAAAAAAAAAACCCACUGACAAACCAAAAGGCCGGUCCAGGUUGGUUGUUUUCGGUAGAAAAAAACAGCAACGCAAAAUUGUUCAUUAUGCCAUAUUCUCCCCAAACCAAACUGUUUUUUUCUUUGAAUGGAUGGAGUAGAUGGUAGACGUCUAGUUUUACAUCAUUAAGAUGUACAGAAAUCUGUGGCCUUGAGAAAAACAUUUGUAUCCAGUAUUUGCUGACUAUAGUUUGAGGAUAGCUCACACUGAAAAGUCAAAAAAAGAUACUUGAUUUCACUUUCGGUAAGAAACCGUGCCUGGCUAUAUAGGAACAAAGGGAAAACAGAGCCAUAAAUGAGUCAAAGCCAUAUUUAUAGCAACGCAAUGAAAUAAACGUUAUGAGAAAACACAGAUUUGUACGUUGCAAAUGAAAAUUCACAAACUGAAUCCUUCGAUAGUGUAUUUAUUCUGAACUUUACUGCACGCAAAACAAUUUGUCUAAAACUCAGCCCACGAGUGCUCUCCCACACAAAAGCACUAAUCUUUUUCUUGCUGUUGCACUAUUUGCUGAGAGCGUAGAUGAUCCAAAAAAGCCCAGAGGACAACGCUUCUGUACGUGUGACCUUUGCGAUCACAGAGCAGGCUGUUGUCACAGUGGUCUCUAUUGGACGCAGUCUCAACUGCACGUCUCCAUCAAUUCCUCUGAUAACGUUUUUGUUUAGUUUUUUUUUACACUCAUAGCGGUCGCAGAGUUGACCGUAACCCAACGGUAGGACUAGUAAACGCAGAUGGCGACAGAAACGGUUAUGAAAUGUGUGUGUGGUUUUCUCCUCGUACUGUAAAUGAUCCGCAUUGUUGUGCCGCUCCGACCAUUUCUAGCAUCCUAAUGUGUUGUGGAGAUGAACUGUAAGAACCUUUUUAAAAAAAAAAUAUUUUGGUAUCCCAAGUGUGCUAUGGAGAUGUUUUUAAUGUUAGCAAGUGCACGAGAGUGUUUGUACGUAGAUUUGGAGAACAAUCCAUCUUGGUGGUUUAAUGUGUCCAUCGCCUUUUUCGCUUGUGAAAAGGGUAUUUUAGUUAUCUUUGCUGCCCUGUCAGACCAGCGCCGUAUGCAGCUCUCACAAAUAGGAUCUGAUGUGAUAAAGUGACAUUUUAUGUCCCCCGUUGGGAUGCCACUUGUGAUUUAAGGUUCUCCCGAAUUUGUCUUUCUGCAGAUGCGCUUUUAAAACAUUGUAUGGCUUUGAAAUUCACAGAUAGAGACACUUAAUAAUGAAUUUAAUAUGGUUCCAAUGAGCCCAUCUUGCAACUUCUGUGUAUAUACUCAUUCUUGAUUUAGAGCAAUGUAUGGAAUGAUUUUAAGAUUUGAAAACUGUUUUUAUGGUAUAUUAGUCUUCUGAUGUUUUUUUUCUUUUUUUACGUGUUGCACAGACAGUUGAUCAAUUAAACACAUUUCAGCUUUAAAGGUGCUUUCCUUUAUAUUUAUUACAUGUUAUUGAUAUUAAUGCUGUGCUAAUGGGAUUAAUGAUUGAAUUGGUUAUUGUGUACCAGCACCAUAAGAGAGGAUGUGUGUGUGUGUGUGUGGGACUGAACGAUUGUGUGGGAGGAUGAAUGGUGCUGGGAAGUUGGUCGUACCAAUAUUUCUGUACCAGAUGAAUCGAUAUUGCAAGUUACUGUAUUAUUUCCUUCUUGCUUUCCCUCUUUGUCUGUUUGUAAGGUUGUUUGUGUUUGGACAUUUGCUAUUUUUCUUAAUUAAUUGGUGUUUUUUUGUUGCAUUGAUGAUAUUUUUGCUUCCUUUUUUUGAGCAUUAUUAUUUUACAGAGAUGCACUGUCACUGAUGUUGUAACUGGGAAUUUAUCUUUUGCACCAUGUAUUUUAGUUUGGUGCAAAAUAAAUAAGACUUGGUUGUGCAUUGA
Messenger RNA from Gasterosteus aculeatus aculeatus (three-spined stickleback), 5240 nucleotides. RefSeq names its product ribosomal protein S6 kinase, polypeptide 4 (gene rps6ka4). Gene Ontology annotation, biological process: protein phosphorylation; intracellular signal transduction. Lineage: Eukaryota; Metazoa; Chordata; Actinopteri; Perciformes; Gasterosteidae. Gene Ontology annotation, molecular function: magnesium ion binding; ATP binding; protein serine/threonine kinase activity. The record is from RefSeq and is a predicted model, not a curated record.